AUGUGGGAAGGAAUGCUGCUGGCUUUUGGGAAUCCCCUCCUUGACAUCUCUGCCACCUGUGAUGAGGACUUCUUGCAGAAGUAUAACUUGAAGGCAAAUGAUGCAAUCCUGGCAGAGGAGAGUCAUCUCCCCAUGUACCCUGAAAUGAAGGCAAUGCCCCAUGUUGAGUACAUUGCAGGUGGAUCCACUCAGAACUCCAUGCGAGUCUUUCAGUGGAUCAUUGGGGAAAAAAAAGUGGCCUCUUUUAUGGGCUGCAUUGGGAAGGACCAGGAUGGUGACACCUUAAAGGAAAAAUCCCUGGAGGCAGGACUCAAUGCAGUCUUUCAGUACUCUGAUGACAAGCCAACAGGAAGCUGUGCCGUCGUGGUGACGGGCGGAGGGAAGCAGCGCUCUCUUUGUGCCAACCUGGGGGCUGCCAGUUGUUUCACAAAAGACCACAUUGAAGUGCCAGCCAAUUGGGCCCUCUUGGAGUCGGCUGAGUACUUCUAUAUCUCAGGAUACUUCUUGGUUGCAAGCCUCGAAACGGCACUGGAGGUAGCCCAAGAUGCGUGCAAGAAGGGCAAAGUCUUUUGCAUGAAUCUCAGUGCCCCCUACAUCUCAACAGCAUUCAAGGAUAGAAUAUUUGCCCUCUACCCUUAUAUUGACAUCAUCUUUGGUAAUGAAGAGGAAGCGCUGGCAUUUGCAGAAUCAAAAGGUCUCGGUGUGACAGAUCCUAAGGAAAUCGCAUUGAGAAUGGCUGAAUUGCCCAAGGCCAAUGAGAAGAGGGAACGAACAGUGAUCAUAACUCAGGGAUCUGACUCUGUCAUCAUUGUUGAAGGGAAGAGCUUGGUGGAGAUUCCAGUGCCUCAACUAAAGCCAGAGGAGAUAUAUGACACGAAUGGGGCAGGAGAUGCUUUUGUUGGAGGAUUCAUGGCACAGUAUGUGCAAGGGAAAAGCGUGGAAGAGUGUGUGAAGUGUGGGAUAUGGGCCGCCCAGCAGAUCAUCCAACAACUCGGCUGCACCUUUCCCAAGGAUCUCAAGUAUAAAUCUUGAGCCUGGGGUCAAGCAGUUCUGUGCGGUUCCGAUCCGGGACCAAGGAAGCGUCUAAUAGUAUGCAAAUUGCCAAUCCAUUUUUAUUGCAGAGAUUAUCACAGGAUUUGUUAUUUCACUUUUGGUGAUGUUUUUUUUUCACUUUGGGAAGGUCUAUUUCGCAUUCAGGUCGAUUUAUUGCACUUUAGGAAAUAUUACGCCUUGUUCACCGAGAUUAUUGAAUGUCACUGGCUGCAAAAUCUAGCCCAUGCCUGUACCUGAUAUAGGAAAUAAAGAAUCUUCGAUUUCUUUCGA
This is a messenger RNA of Darwinula stevensoni, 1323 nucleotides long. The record is from the annotation of a GenBank genome assembly. NCBI's taxonomy places the organism in Eukaryota, Metazoa, Arthropoda, Ostracoda, Podocopida, Darwinulidae.